AAAAUGUAGUCGUGUGUCCCCAAAACUAUGAUCUACCUUGUUUCCAACUUGAGAUGCAAAGCGGGGGGCUCAUUUUUGAGCUAUGGCCUCAAUUUUUUUUGACAAAAUCGUUUUAUUUUCUUAAUAUCAGAUUGUCAAAAUAGUUUGUGAAUGAUGUAUUUUGUAUUCACUCUAUACAUUGUAUAUAGCGAUUGUCCCCCCUGUUUUCCCGCGCAACAAAUGUGCCCUCCUAGACGAGCUAAACCGAUAAAAUUGCAACGGGGCUCUUUUGGUCAUUCCUGAGCACAUUAUGAAUAGACCUGUGAGCUACCCAGCAUUGGGAUUUUUGUUGCAGCAUUUGGAGCCGAAUUUGAGAUUCCAACUCUGCACUAGAUGCCCUUCCAUUCAGAACCUGGAAAAGUCGGUACCCCUGCACAUCAGGUACCUGAAACUUACUGACCAUCGUAUAAUAAUAAACGGGUCUACCUAUUUAUUAUCUGUUUUUGACCAAGAAUUUGACGUCGAACAAUAUGAUAUUCAAGAUGCCAGAGAAAUGGAGCAAGAUCCAAAUGAAGUAAGGCUUGACGUGCGAGUUGCUCCAACUAGACUCAGAUUCAAUGUGAAUAACGAUCCUGUCAGACGUGAAGGGGAACUUGUAAUAUGGCUCCUAGAUUUGUGGUACCCAAAAGUCUUAAGGCGCUGGAUGAGACGUGAAAGAGAGCCCGGAACUCAGUACACGUUUCAGACUGAACAGGAAGAGAUAGAUCAGGCUAUGGUGAAUAUUAGGAGAGCUUAUUGGAGCAGGGUUCAACAAGCAGGAAACAAUCGGAUCACAUUAAACUUGAACGGGACCUCCAAAGUGGUAAUCAAGAAGUUUCAAAAUGGAAAUUCGUGGAUUUUGAAAAUGAAAGUGGAAAGCCGAUGAAUAAACUGAUAUUUUUAAUUCUUUUUUUUUGAGUAAUGAAUAU
Messenger RNA from Caenorhabditis elegans, 947 nucleotides. RefSeq names its product F-box C protein (gene fbxc-17). The record is from RefSeq and is marked reviewed. The transcript is spliced from 3 exons. Bases 290 to 904 code for a protein of 204 amino acids. Lineage: Eukaryota; Metazoa; Nematoda; Chromadorea; Rhabditida; Rhabditidae.